CAGGACUCAGUCCAGGUGAUCAACCUCCUUCCUGCUUGCCUUGAUUUCACAUCAACCGACACCGUGAGGGAGCCGAGGAUCUCCAAAUAACUCAGAAUGUCCUCAAGAACAUUUUCCAUUUUCCUCCUGUUUGCCGUUACUUGUCCUGGUCACUGUACUGCAACUGAAACAGUUACUGCAUCAGCUGGUGAAUGCGUAGCCCUGCCCUGUAAAAUGCCAAACGAUUUAAUCCUGAAGAAACCACUCUUCUGGUGGCGCAAUGGAAUUGGGGUAAUUUGUGAACUAACUACAGAAAAAGUUGAAAUUUAUGAGGCCUUCAAGGGACGUGCAGAGGUUUCUGAGGAAAAGCUUAAAGAUGGAGACUGCUCGCUCGUCCUGUAUAACGUCACAGAGUCUGACAGCGGGAAGUACGGAUUUUACGAGGUGGGACAGAAACAAGAACCACUACUGCACAUGGAUCUCUUUGUUAAAGCCAAGGAACCGACUCAAAGCCUCACUACAGCACGUAACCCGGAAAACCUGCUACAGCAGACCAGCAGCACCAGCUCAGCUCCUGAUGGACAACAUACCUCUGAUUGGAAAACUAUAGCAGGAUCUGUUGUUGUUGGUGUGGUGAUCGUGGCGGUUCUUGGAAUUCUCGGAAUCAUUUUUUGUCUGUGUAAACGGAAGAAAGGAAGAACAUUGACUAAAGCUAACAGAAGCAAGGAUGAUCCACAUUUAUCAGAGUCCAUACAACUGAAUAAUUCAGAAAAUCCUCAGAACUCAAGAGAUCCAGAAGUUUAGACCCUUCAUUGACGUGUGUCCAGUCUACAGGCUGUCCUGAAGACCUGGAUGAUGAAGAACGAAGGAAAAAGAAUGAAGGAAAGGUCACUAGAUAGACUGCACAUCAGAACACUCUCAUGAAGGCUUGUUCGUUUGGACAUCACUGUUACUGAAGGAAGGAAAGUGAAGGAAGAUCUUCUGAUGAAGACUGGCUCUGUUCAGGGAGCCUGACUGGACACUGUGAGAAUGAAGGACACUCAGUGAGGUGAAUGACUCUCGUCCUGCCUGUACACUGAGACUGAAGGGAGUAACAGACUGAUUUUUUAUUACAUUAAAUAAUUACAUACAGGGUUUUAUUAAAUAAGGGUUCCGUUUAUUCAUAUGUCUGUGUUUUUCUAUCUAUGAGGUAUUAUAGAUUAUGGAGCAGUAAGGUUUGUGUAUAACAGAUUGAGGUUAUACCUCAUUAAAUUAUGUACUGGGACACAGACUCUCGUUGGAGGUUCUUUGUUCUGGUUUGGAAGCCUGAGCUGGAAUGUUGAUGGAAGGUUUAUGAGAGCAGUGAGGUCAGUAGGAAAAAUGAUUUGUACAGGGAUUUAAGAAAACAGAUGAACUGGACACUAUUCCCCCUCUCUGUUUCCUCUCUGAUCAUCUUCCAUCAGUUAGUGUUGAAGACUGAGCGGCCAUCCCGGAAUGGUCAUCCAGAGAGUCACCUUAGACAUUUAUGUAGUCACUUAACUAGCUGAUUAAAAUCCUCCCAC
Colossoma macropomum (tambaqui) is the source of this 1520-nucleotide messenger RNA. RefSeq lists its product as uncharacterized. NCBI's taxonomy places the organism in Eukaryota, Metazoa, Chordata, Actinopteri, Characiformes, Serrasalmidae. The transcript is spliced from 7 exons. Gene Ontology annotation, biological process: positive regulation of T cell proliferation; immune response; cell surface receptor signaling pathway. The record is from RefSeq and is a predicted model, not a curated record. The coding region runs from base 97 to 783 and encodes 228 amino acids. Gene Ontology annotation, cellular component: external side of plasma membrane.